Botrytis sinoallii is the source of this 1854-nucleotide messenger RNA. RefSeq lists its product as uncharacterized. The record is from RefSeq and is a predicted model, not a curated record. The coding region runs from base 123 to 1385 and encodes 420 amino acids. Lineage: Eukaryota; Fungi; Ascomycota; Leotiomycetes; Helotiales; Sclerotiniaceae. The transcript is spliced from 3 exons.
AACUUUCCCAACAAAAGCCAAACAGGAGUGGAGGCAGAGUUUUGGAUAUCUUCUGGUUAUAUAUAAGUGACAUAGCAUCAUUCUACAUUACCAUUCAUUGCUCAAUUUAAGCUUCCACAAGCAUGGCGAGAUCUCUAGCCUACGGCGGCGGGAUCGUUGUUGCCCUCAUCGCAAUUUUCUAUCAGUUCCUCUUUAAACACGUUAUAUUUGAGGUUUUGGGUGUUGGACGUUCCGUUUCGUCGAUUGAUGCAUUCAACGCAACUUGUGAAAGGAUUGAUAAUCUCGGCCUUGAAGGUUGUGAAGAUUUAUGGUUUCAUUAUGACACCGGAUACCUAUAUAUGGCCUGCUCUGAUUUCCAAAGUCGUCUACAAUGGCUUCCCGCUGCCAGCCUUCUGAAUGUUUCCGGACGAGGCCUAGCAGAUAGAAUUGGUAUCUUGGACACCCGAGGAGAUGGCUCAUUGGAAUCACGUCUUCAGUGGAUGACAACCGAAAAUUUCUCUGGCAACAAUGGAGAUGGCACUUUUAACCUACAUGGAUUUGAUAUCCGUCCAGAUCCGAAGACUGGUACUUUGCGCAUUCUGCUCGUCAAUCACCGACCUCCAAUAGAUCCAAUAACUGGUACCCCACUCGAUGCUGGGGUCGUAGGUGCAAAUUCUACCAUAGAACUGUUUCAUACCCAAGUUGGAAGUGUUUCAAUGAAACACAUAAAGACAUACGCAGAUCCUGCGAUCCAAGCUCCUAACCAGGUGGCCUGGGUGAAUGAUGAUGAUUUUGUGUUCACCAAUGACCAUAGCCACAAGGUCGGAUUUCGUCGCCAUUUAGAGGUUUUCCUUGGUGGUGGGAGUAUUGGACACUGCGAUUCACGUACGAAUCACUGUAACCUAGUCUUCUCUACUGGUCUCAAUGGUCCAAAUGGAUUAGUUGCAGGGCGUGAUGGACUGAUAUAUGUCCCAAACACAUUUUUGCACGAAAUACAAAUCUUCUCACUUACAGACGAGAAGACUCUAUUAAAACAGGAUACUUUACAAGCACCAUACCCCAUUGAUAAUUUGAGUAUUGAUGAGAAUGGCGACAUCAUAGCUGCAUCAAUUCCACAAGGUUUAAAAUGGUUUCAAUAUUUGAGUGAUCAAUCAAUCCAGGUUCCUGCGGCAGUCGUGCGAAUUAGAAGAAGAGGGUCUGAUUUUGAUCGUUUGAUCAAAGAGGGAGUAAGAGAAGGGAAGGAUCUUGGUAAGAGUGAGGAGGGUUAUAUUGUUGAGACCAUGGUGGAAGAUAACGGAAAGAUUUUGACAUCAGUAACGGCCGCGGUUCAUGAUGUAAGGAGGGGGACAUUGUACCUUGGAGGAAUCACGGCACCAUUUAUCAUGACUUGUGAGAUGAAGAAUUAGAAGAAUUUCAGUUCAGAGUCUCGGGUGAGUCGGGAUAAGUUGAUCUAGGUAAUUCUAAAUACAAGCCUUAUAUGAUCUUGUGGUUCUUUAAAGGCUCUUUCAACACGUUUUUCGAGGAAUGCGAAGACUCAACACCUGUACGCGGUGUAUUCUACGAACCUCUAGCUCUUUUUCAAGAGUCUGCAGAGCUAAGAUUGAGUCGUAGAUGGAAUCGGAAGAAUUGGAAGAAAAGGGGUUUUGGAAGAUAUAGAAAAGGAAGGAUUAUAUUAUGAUUUUGCGAUAGCGAUUUCUACAAAAAGAUGAAUAUCAGCAAAGCAAUGCGAAUAUAAAGAUUAUGGAAGCUUUAGUUAGAUUCAAUAUCUGCUUUUUAUUAUUAUCUUUAUAGGUACGAUAUGGAAAGUUAGUCUUUUCUUUUUUUUGGAAGAGUCUUUUCAAUAUAAAGCUUGUUGCUGUUCUCUUCGAAUUACAA